CAACUAACUCCUUUUAUGUUACAUAAUAAAUGUUAAAAGGUUUUACGUAUAUGAUUUUUGUAUGGAGUCAUAGAAACUAAUAUGACUUCACAAUCAUCAUCGCUUUCCUAACAACUGACCCUAUUAUAAAAAUGUGUGAUAUGAUGAAGUCGCAUGAACUCAGUAUAACUCAGGGCCAUAUCAUUACGGGAUUUACGGGUCUAACUUCGGGUGGUUCCUCACAGUCGCCACUUGAAAUCUUGAUCUACCAAUUGAGCGGGCGGGCCGAUCCAUUUAUCCCGAAUGCGAAAACAGAAAAAAGUCAAAUCAAUGGAAAGCGACCAGAUGCAACAGGGGGCCAGGAACAAAAGUUACCGCAUAACGUUAGGGCAGGAGAUGGUGGGGUGUGUUGGAAUGAGCUGUCUUCCUUGUACAUUGCUCGUUUAUACACGUAAUUAGAGGAGUUUUGGUAUCAAAUUUUACUCCUCUUUGAAUGAAUUGUCUGUGAAUACAGACAAUUAAAGGGAUUUUGUGUAUAAUUUGUAUACAAUUCAUGUACACUAAACAUUUUUCUCUUGACUUUAGCUGACUUAGCAAAUUUGAUGUAUGAGCAUGUCCAAUGUAAAAAUGUGAACGAUGCAC
Molecule: messenger RNA, 621 nt
Organism: Cuscuta epithymum
Lineage: Eukaryota; Viridiplantae; Streptophyta; Magnoliopsida; Solanales; Convolvulaceae
Source: the annotation of a GenBank genome assembly